Molecule: messenger RNA, 4665 nt
Organism: Trichosporon asahii var. asahii CBS 2479
Lineage: Eukaryota; Fungi; Basidiomycota; Tremellomycetes; Trichosporonales; Trichosporonaceae
Exons: 1
Coding region: 1-4665 (1554 amino acids)
Biological process (GO): proteolysis; DNA integration
Molecular function (GO): aspartic-type endopeptidase activity; nucleic acid binding
Source: RefSeq, a predicted model, not a curated record
AUGUGCAAUACGACCCCCAAGACCUUUGAGCACCAACCAAGGGCGAACGAACGACGACAGGCGACGCCGGUCGGCAGGCCAUCAGAUGCCCCCACCGACGCCCCAGUCAUGGGGAACCGGGCGCAAGGCACCCGCGACCCCGACAAGACCUCAACACCGGCGAACGUCAGCGGGUCUGCCCCAAAAGGACCCGCUCGACAAGUAACCACCCCCCCAUUGACGGCAACGGUGGAGGAGAUCGAAGACGACGAGUCGCCUAAGAUCAAGACCCACCAACGACUACCCACGCCGCCAACCCAGAGUCAGAGCGAGUCGACACCGAGCGAACCGAAGCGGAGGAAGAGCCGGUCGCCGCCCCGGAAGAAACCCGGAUCGAAGAAGAGCAACAGACCAGCACGAUCACGGUCGCCAUCACGCCAGCGAGCGAAGGAGAACGCAGCGAAGUUGAGAAUGGAACCGGCACGGGUCUUCAACGUGGAGACACCGUAUCGACUGGUUGGCCAUUGGGACAGGUCAGAGGACGUUCCCACCCCACUCAACGUCGAUGUAACGGCGGGCAGCGACCCAAAAGUACACCGCGCGAUCCUGGACUCGGGCGCUGAUGUCUGCCUGGUUGGAGAGGAAUAUCUUCGAAACGACGUGAAGGGUUACUUCAUCGAGGACGCAGCAAUCAUAUCCCUCAAGACAGCCAACGGAAUGGUCGACUCGCUGGGAUCGGUAGACAUCCCAAUCUCGUUCGGUGCGCCGGACGCGCGGCGCCCACGGGACUCUUACAAGAUUCGCUUCCACGUCGUAUCCGACUUGCCCAAGGGACUCCUCAUCGGCAUGAAUGCGAUAAUCGCCAUGAGGAUGUCGUUGUUCCCACACCUGGGGAAGAUCGAGAUCGACGGCCGCAGUUACAAGGCCCGUUCGACGAGGCCACGCUGCCCGGACCCUAUGAACGGCGACCAUUCCAGGGAGGUCAGACUCAGGGAGACCUUCACGCUGCGAAAGGUCGGCCCCAUCAACGUCCCGGCAAUGAUGGACCCGGUCCGCACAAACCUCGACAUGAUCAUAGACCCGGUCGACAUCGGCAAUGGGAGCAAGCUGGUACGAGGGCCACGCGCGGUGGUCCAGGGCGGAAAAGACAGUUUCCAGUACCAACUGUUCAACGCGACCAACAGGCCGAUACGACUACCGAGGGGGACGCUUUUGGGCAUCGCCAGGCCGGUGAAGCCAGAGCAGAUCACUCCGAUGGACCGAGUCGACGAGAUCAUCAACAAACUCGAAGCGGAGGAGAAGGCGAUUGAACAACAGCUACCCCUGUGCGCCGUCGCGGAGUACCUCGGAGGCGGGAUGCCGGAAGAACUCUGCGAAGAGGACAACAAGGAGUACAUGAAGCUGCUGGAAGACAUCACCAUCAACCCCGAUCUGACGACGGAGCAACGACAGCAAGUCGAGCACCUACUUAAGAUCAAAAUGAAAGCAUUCGCCAGCGCCAGGAACCCGAUGGGAAAGACAGACCUGGUCGAGUUCGACAUCGACACCGGCGAUGCCAAACCAGUCCACAUGCCGCCGUAUCGCGCCAGCCCAGCUCGACGAAAGAUCAUCAAAGAGCAAAUCGAAAUGCUCCGCGAAGCAAAGAUCAUCCAACCCUCCAAUUCCGAGUGGAGCGCGCCGGUAAUUGUGGUGGAACAGCACGGCAAGCACAGGAUGUGCAUCGAUCUACGAGCACUCAAUCGAGUCACGAUUGGAGACUCCUACCCGGUGCCACGUGUCCUGGACAUUCUCGAGUCCCUGGAAGGAGCCCAAUGGUUCUCAAGCUUCGACCUGAACAAGGGCUACUUCCAGAUCCCGAACACCAAGAGAGCCCGAAGAAGAUUGGCGUUCCGCACGCAAGACGGCCUGUGGGAACCAUUGAGGAUGCCCUUCGGAGCGAAAGGAGCACCUGCCACCUUCCAACGGUUGAUGGACCUACUACUGGCGGAGGGACGCUGGUUGUGGGCCAUGGCAUACAUCGACGACAUCAUCGUCUACUCGAAGUCGUUCGACGAGCACCUGAAGCAUGUCAGCUGGACGCUCCAGCGCAUGAUUGACGGUGGCCUAACCCUCGGAGCCAACAAGUCGCAUAUGUUCAUGAAGACCGUGGAGCUACUAGGACACAAGGUGUCUAAUAUCGGUAUCAUGAUGGGCGACAAGGCUGUCGAGGCGAUCAAGUCGCAGAAGAGACCAACGACAGUGAAGGAACUUUCAAGGUUCCUGGGCCUGGUCAGCCACUGGAGACGCUUCGUGAAGAACUUUGCUCGAGUAUCAGCACCGCUCCGCGACGUCAAGAGGGCUGCGGCGAACCUGAAGCAGACCGACCUCGACUGGACCCCCGAGGCCGAAGCCGCAUUCACGCACCUCAUCGACGCGUUGACAAGUGACGUCUUGUUGGCACACCCCGACUACUCCAAGCCCUUCAUCAUCGAAUGCGAUGCAUCGCAAGACGGCUUUGGAGCGGUACUCUCGCAGCGAGACGAGAACGGCUAUGUGAGACCCAUAGCGUUCAUCUCGCGCCAGACAAUCGCGGGCGAGAAGAACAUGAGCGCCACGGACCUCGAGUGCUCAGGAGUCAUGUGGGCGCUCGACAAGCUUCGACCCUACGUAGAAGGAUCGGACAUCGAGCUCCGCUGCGACCACGAAGCGCUCAAAGGUUUGGCGGACUACAAAGGGCAGAACAGGCGUAUGAUCCGCGCCAGCGCACACCUUAUGUCCUAUCUGUCAGACAUCAAGUUCAUCUAUCGUCCGGGAGAGAAGAUGGCACACGUCGACCAGCUUAGCCGCAAUCCCCAACCCCUGACCCCCGAGCAGAUCCGCAACCUGCAGGAAGCCUGCGAGGUGUAUCUGGCUGGUCGGUUGGAGGAACAAAAGGCGGAAGAAGAUCACGACGAUCCGAACGACGUGGCCGAAAGCCUGAUGUGCUGGACGAUUGAACCAGACACGACAUUCAAAGACAAGAUCAUGGCCGUGUCGGAGUUGGAUGAGACGUACACCGAGCUGGUCGACGAGAUCCUCAUCCGCUACGACAUUCCCGACAGUAAGCCAUACGAUCGCACGGUGUGGCGACAGGUGAUGCACCACCCACGCAAGCCGUUCAUGAUCAACGACGGCCUGCUCUAUACAUCGAGCCAGGCCCGCAACACGCACACGAUCGUGGUACCAACGGACGAGACGCUGCGCACCGACAUCUUGAAGUUGUACCACGACACGACGCUCGCUGGACAUCGAGGUGCCGACAAGACCUAUGCGGCGCUCGUCGAUCACUACUACUGGAAGGGCGUGCUGCGCGACGUCAAGCAGUACGUACGCACAUGCGAGAAGUGCCAGCGAUCCAAGCCCGACAACGCAUUGCCACCAGGACUGUUGAAGUCCCUGCCACUGACGAAGCGCCGGUGGAACAUGAUACAGGUGGACUGGGUUGUCGGCCUGCCGGAAUCAGGACCCCAGAAGUUCACAGCGGUCAUGGUCGUCAUCGACCGCAUGUCGAAGAGGAUCGUCCUUACGCCGACGCACGAUACCCUCAACGCGUCGUCCAUCGUGCAGCUCAUGUUCGACAACGUGUUCAAGUACUUCGGACUGCCAAGCUGCAUCAUAUCCGACCGCGAUUCUCGGCUGACUUCGGACCUUUGGCGCAGCCUGAUGAAGUAUCUCGGCGUGCAACACAGAUAUGCAACCGCGUCACAUCAGCAGACCGACGGCGCAACCGAACGAGUCAUCCGCUGGUUGAAGGAAGCCCUGCGCUCCUACGUCAACAAAGAAGCCUCAAACUGGUCAUCCUUCGUCUCCAGACUGGAAGUUGCACACAACGCGAGCGUGCAGGCGUCAACGGGUAUGACGCCGUUCGAGCUUGACUUGGGACGUAUCCCCUUCUUCCUACAUGGACCAUCCAAGCCCGAUCUCGCAGGCGAUCCCGACGCCACGAGGCUGAGACAGAAGAUGGAGCUCGACGCAAUCAUAGCGCUGGACCUGCUCGACAAGGCCCAACGCGCACAGAAGUCGCAGUACGACGCACGCCAUCGAGAGGUAACCUACAAGGUCGGCGACCUCGUCCUGAUCCAAUCCGACGUCUAUUCGCCGCAAGAAGGCGUGCGCAGACGUAAGCGCGGCGCAGAGCAGCGAGGUCGCAAACUCGGACCGACAUUUUGGGGACCGUUCAAGAUCACCGACAUACCUCACGACAACGUGGCGCAGCUGGAGCUGGCUCCAGGCAUGCGCGCGCACAACAAGAUCAGUUUCGCCUAUCUCAGGAAAUACCAUCCCAGGGCCCCCGACCCAACCGCUGUGCGAACUUUCGACUGUGUGGUUGACGCCAAGACAGUGCACAACGGCGAGGUCCGGUGGCGGGUUAGAUUCAAGCCAAUGAUGUGGCAAGGACAGGAGAUAACACCAGCCGACGAAUGGGUUGACGAGACGACACUGAAGUUCUUCGGCGGAGGAGCCAUAGCCGAGGAACAUCGAGAAGAGUGCGAACGUCGCUCAGGCGCCUACCUGGCUUACAAGCUGUAUACAUUCAACACCCUCGACGAUAGCUCUGCAACCUACCUCCAGGAAUCUCGAUCCGCUCUGCUUUCGACGCUGCGGGACGCAGCUCAUCAACGGCGGGGGAGUGUAGACGAUCACUCCCGAGACCCUGAGGUCACGUGA